CCUACAUUUUAUUGACAUAAUUCAUUUCAGACACACUAUCUUAUUUGCAGAAGAAUUCUUCUGUUUGCCAUUUCUAGACUUUUGUGGAUAUAAGCACUGUAGCCUAUAACUUCAUAUAAAGUCUGCAGAAAACUGCCUGGCGUUUGAACCUGCUCUCUGUCAGAACUCAGAACACUGAAUGGACAAUCUGCAUCGUGUUCCUUGAAAUUGUCGAUGUCCCUUUAAGGACUGGGGCCAUAUUGUACUAUACAGCAAAAGAUCUCUCAUCAGUUUUUUUUCAGGAAGUGGAAGUAGAAUGAAAACCAACAAGCAAAUUAUUUUUGCCAACACAUUUCUUCUGCAUUUUUGGUGUCUUGUGAGCAUCACAGGUACACCAGCAAAUUAAAGAAGAUUUUUCUUUUGAGGAUGUUUGCCUUGGUGUGGUUCUGAAAGAACAAAACAUGUUAAAGGUCCAGAGGGUGCACAGAAAAUAUCCAUUGAUUGCAGACAAAGAAGAAAAAAAAUAUCAAUGAAAAGAGGAUUAUGAAUUGUGAGACUGUUGUCCAUUGACCUAGUUCCACUGUGUGGUCGCACUUCCACUUAAUCUGCAACUAAAAGAUUAAUGUGUAAUACUGAUGGCAACGAAUGCUGAAAUUAUAUCAAAAAUGGGGGCUGUUUUAGACACCAGUGAAGAUACGAACGCUACCAACUGCACCCUAGAUCACAGCAUGCACACACUAUUGUUUCCAGCCGUAUACAUUGCGGUCUUUGCCAUUGGCUUGCCAUCCAAUCUCUUCGUAUUAUAUUAUGGUUUCACUCAGAUAAAGGCAAAAAAUGUGGUUGGCGUUUAUUUGUGCAACCUAACACUGUCUGAUGUGCUUUAUAUCCUUUCUCUUCCCUUUUGGACGCAGUAUCUUUUACAAGAUGACAACUGGACUUACAAUGAAUUGCUCUGUAAAAUAUGUGGAUGUUUACUGUAUGAAAACAUAUAUAUCACUACUGCAUUCCUGUGCUGCAUCGCCAUAGACCGGUACCUAGCAGUCGUUCACCCUUUGCAUUUUUACCACCUCAGAACAAUUAAAGCAGCUGUAAUAAUAAGCAUUCUAGUCUGGCUGAAAGAACUGGUUGUAGUUAUUGUUUUGUCAAUGCAUAAUGAAAUUAUUAACGACAAAAAUAAUUCUAAGAUAUGUUUUGAACGUUACCCAUUAGCAUCGUGGCAAUACAACAUAAACAUGUAUCGUGUUUUUGUUGGAUUUCUUCUUCCACUUGUUUUGCUGACAUUUUCCUACUCUAAAAUACUAUAUACUAUCAAAAAAAGUACUGGCGCUCAACAGAAUCAGAAAGAAAAAAUAAGUCGACUAGUAUUCUGUACAGUUUUCAUUUUUGUGUUCUUUUUUUCGCCGUACCAUAUUGUACUGCUGAUUCGAAGCAUACUUGAAAAAGACUGCCCUUUUGCAGAAAAAAUAUUUAAGUAUUAUCAUUUAUUAUUAUUGGUGACUAGUUUGAACUGUGUGGCUGAUCCGUUUCUGUAUUGCUUUGCAAGUGAAAGCACUCGUAACGAUCUUGUGAGACUAAAGAAUUCAUUUUUGAAGCUCUUUGCUUGCCAAAAGAAGAAGACUUUGGAUUCUUCCCAAACAAACAGACAGGGUGUGAACACUUCUGAAACUGCAUCAAUGGAAGUUCUUGGUUAGUGUUAAGAACAUGUUUCUGGCUCCAACGGCAAGAACAAAUUGCCUUGUUUAUAUUUUUAAACAGUAAAAUGUUAACAACUCCAAAGGAAUAUUUGUACCAUUGAUCACAUCUGUGGCAAUAACUGCAAACAUCAAUUAAUUUGAACAGUGUUUCCAGACAUCUACAAGUAUGCAUUGAAAUAUUCAUUUUCUAUAUAACACCAGUGAUAAAUUAAUCAUUAUCAAAUAUUUCUGUUUUAUAGUAAGAAAAUAAUACAUAAUAUUUGAGUAAAGGGGAACUUA
Messenger RNA from Protopterus annectens (West African lungfish), 1952 nucleotides. RefSeq names its product G protein-coupled receptor 68 (gene GPR68). Gene Ontology annotation, biological process: cellular response to pH; G protein-coupled receptor signaling pathway. The record is from RefSeq and is a predicted model, not a curated record. Bases 615 to 1670 code for a protein of 351 amino acids. The transcript is spliced from 3 exons. Lineage: Eukaryota; Metazoa; Chordata; Ceratodontiformes; Protopteridae. Gene Ontology annotation, cellular component: membrane. Gene Ontology annotation, molecular function: G protein-coupled receptor activity.